Carcharodon carcharias (great white shark) is the source of this 3347-nucleotide messenger RNA. RefSeq lists its product as uncharacterized. NCBI's taxonomy places the organism in Eukaryota, Metazoa, Chordata, Chondrichthyes, Lamniformes, Lamnidae. The record is from RefSeq and is a predicted model, not a curated record. Bases 146 to 634 code for a protein of 162 amino acids. The transcript has 7 exons.
CAUUCCACUCAAGGUGGAGUACGACAGCAAUGUUAAUGCCUUUCUGUUUCACCCACAUUGCUGAGGUUUAUUCGGCUCGCAGCCCGUUCUCCCUGACCGGCCUCCUCCCGGACAACAGGAGCCGCAGCCGCAGCCCCCGUCUACCAUGGAGGGUCGGAUGGACAGUGCCAGAAAGAAAAGUAAGAACCCCAGCACAUCUUCAGAGGAACAGAAAAUGAGAGAGAGAGGACAAACAAAAAGAGAAAGGAAACGAAGCAGAAGUAGGUCCUCUUCCAUGACAUCAUCAUCAUCAUCAUCAAGUUCAUUAUCUUCGAGUUUGUCGUCAUCCUCAAGAAGUAGUAGCAGAUCAAGUAGUAGAGACUCCCAGAAACGGUCAAAAAUAAAGAAAAGGAAGAAAGAAAAACAACACAAAAAGAGAGGGAAAAAAGAGAAAAAGAAAAAGCAAAAGAAGAAAAAGACCGGGUGCUCUGGGCCUGUUCAGAUUUCUAAGUUUCUGAAAGAAAGGGACAAAAAUGAUAAAUACAGCGUGGUUUCAGGAAAGAAAAUAAAAAUGAAAGUUAAAAAGACCAAAGAUGAUAAAGAGAGAGACCGAAAUCGAGCUGAACUCCUUCAGUUCCUGAAUGCCGCAAUGUAAGGAAGAGGCGUGUCAAUGGGAUUUCUAAACCAUGAAAUACAGGAGUCUGUUAACAGCAUGAGCUUUGUCACUGAAGACUAAUGUGUUCGGUUUAUAGCUCAGGGAACACCUCUGCAAAAGUGAAUGCCAGAGACUUUCCUGUUACAGAUGUAAAAGUUGUGUUGAAAUAUGACUGUAUGAGUUUGCAUUAAAUAACAGAAACAAGACUGGCAUCCUUCAGGAUAUUUCUCAAUGUUUUACCAAAGCAGCCUUUGGAAAAUGUGUUCAUAAUAGCUCAGAUUGUUUCAUCACUCAGAAAACUGUCAUGUUAGGUAGAAUUUCUAGUUCAGGCAAUAUUUACAAAAAUGUAUAUAUUUCAAGGUUCUGAGAACAUGUAAUUUUAACAAUAAUUAUAAUGGUAAUACAGUUUAACACUUGAUGAGUCAUCCCAGAGGAGCACCUUCAAACUCGGGUAAAACAGAUCUUUCUAUUAGCUGAGGAGGCCCACUUUGCUACUUGAAUGCACCUCUAUGUAACCCGAUAUGCCUACAAAUGCUUCUAACACUUAUUACUUACCGUUUUUCAGAUUCAAAUGCCAAAUAAAGAACCCACAGUUAAGGAGUUAAAAAAAUCUUUAUUCAAUUUGUUCAUAGUUUACAUUGUAUUGGCCUUGAGAAAGACUGAGAUUUAGCACUGGAAAAACUCCGUAAUCUUUCUCUGCUUAAUGUACUGUUUCCGGACGUGCACGAUACAAUCCGCCAUGCCCUCAAUGUAGUCAAACCUGUUUUCAUGCUGCAGUGCAAAAUCCAAGAACAUCUCUUAAGGUCUUCAUGCCAUCGGCCAGGGAAACAGGCAGGCUAGUGGGUGAGCAUUCAUCAGAAUCUUCAGGGUCAUCGGCCUCCUUGACCUCCUCAGCUGCAGAAUGUAGUGCAUCUACAAAGGCAGCAUCUUUUAAUUCUGUCAUGCAUCGUGCUGCAUCGUCCACCUCUGCAUAAGUUUCCAUUGUUGCCUCUGCCAGAAUUUCCAUACCGGCCUCCCGCAGAUGAGCAAAAAGUAACUUGUCAUUGGGUUGGUUGGCAUCACCCACCUCAUCUUCAUUCUCAUUGUCUUGUGCAGCUGUAACCUGUUUGAACUCAGCAUGGCUGAAUCAGUUUGCAAUCGUGGCUUCCUUCACCAUUUUCCAAGCCUUUUUCAUAAUCAACAUGGCCUCUAGUACAGUGGGCCUGUAGUCCUGCUUAUCAAUGGCCUUGAUAAGCUGAGAGAUUAGCUGCUAUCGGUAGUGAGUUUUCAAGUUCCUAAUCAUUCCCUAUCCAUUGGAUGGAGUUUGGCUGUGGAGUUGAGGCAAGAAAGCUAGCUAGACAUUCUUCAGACCAGCGAUGUUGGGGUGUGUGGGGCUAUUGUCUAUGAUGAUGGCAGUCUUUUUCUUUUGUUGAUACAUAUGGACGAACACACGAAUUAGGAGCAGGAGUAGGCAGUUUUAUUUGUCUUGUACUGUAUAGGUAGUGCCUUGACUUUGGCAAAGCACCGUGGCUUCUUAAACUUCUAUCAUGAGAAGCAGCAACUUUUUCAUGCCAUCCAUGCUGGCAAAGACCAAAGCAGUGACGCAUUCUAUGCUCUGCUUUCCAACAUUAUACAUCCCCCAUUACACAACAUACUUAAACAUCAAAGAGCACCUGGCAACAGAUGGUAAAACAGUCUGGUUUUAUCCGCGUUAAAAAUGUCUCUGUGCAUACUUGUUCAAAACUUGGAUGACACUAUUUUGGAUCUAAUCAUCUGUCAUUGCUGUCAUAACCGGCACAAUCCUCAUCACUUACCAACCGAAAGACGAUGACAUGCCUUGUCUUGAAUUGGUCCAGCCAUCCAUCGCUGCAGGUGAACUCCAUGUAUCCCAUCUUCUUCAUGGUGACUUCCCUUUCCUGCAGGUUUGGGCUGCAAAUGGACACAUUCUCUGCUUGGGGGUGCUUUGAAUCAAGCUUCUUCGACAUAGGGUUAGGUGGCUGUUCUCAUCCUCUUCCUUGCUGGAGAGAAUGCCUGUUUGUUAAACUGUUCCAAGGUGUUCUCUUUGGCUUUCAGAAGAGUGAACAAGCUUGAUGGUGGAAUCUCCCACUCUUUUGUGAUUUCCGCUUCAUGCCAUGCUUUCCCACUUGCUCCAUUAACUUCACCUUCUCUCCAAUUGACAACACUUUUAACUUUCUCACAGGUUUCACCAUACUCCCAUUCUUUGCAAGUUGCUCCACAGAGAAAUUUGAGUGCACUUAGGUCUAACUACUCUGCUCUGGUCGACGCAGUCACAAGACCCCUAAUUUCAGUGCUAUUUCUCUUGCCAAAGAUCUGCUAACAAGGAUCAACCGUUGUGGAAUUUUGGGUAAGCACAGGCAUUGUUCUAUUGCUUUUGCUAUCCUGUCAGCAGGAAUGGUUGGCAACUUUGAUACACGCAGAAUUUCAAGUCAUCAGAGUUUGACUCUUCGUGGUUUCACUGUAAUAGAGGCAUAGGAUUUUGCUUCAUUUGCAAAUAUGCCAUCUGGCUGUAGAGUUUAAAAUGCUGCAAUGAAGUGUCUCUGAGAAACCCUCCAUAACUAGUGAUUAGCGUUAUAAGUUAAGAAUUGCCAGCACAAAAAUUGCAAAGAUUAAGAAAGUAAAUGUAUUAACCUCUUCCUGUUUACAAACAAAACUAUUUUACAACAGUACAUAAACCUACUGCAUUCAAUCUGUAUAUUAAAAUCUUCUGGAAAAA